AUGAAGCAGGCUACCCGAACCGACAUCCACGAGAUACUCGCGCCGGUCUCGCCAUCGAGCAACAGCAACAGCAACAGCAGCAGCGGCAGCGGCAGCGGCAAAAGCGAACACGGCUCACCCCCCAGGGACUAUGACUGUUGUUGUCCGCCGUCGCCCGCAUCCCCAGACGAGACGACGCUCACCAUCGUUUCCUUCGAGCCCAACGACCCAGACAACCCCCAUAACUGGUCAACCAGAACCAAGUCCCUCAUCUUCUUGGCCGCCUUCCUCACCACCACAACCACCUCGUACUUCUCCACGCUGUCGUCCAACUUCUCGCCGCCCCUGCCGGAGUCCUUUGCCGUGCUCGACCCUUCGGGGCCGCAGAAGGUUCUUCCCGCGUCGCUUUAUCUGGCCGGGGCGCCGCUCAGUGAAUCCCCCCGUGUAGGGAGAUGGCGGAUCCUGGUGGUCGGCGCGGUGCUCUUCGUGCUCGUCUCUAUCGGGCAGGCGGUUGUGGACAGCUGGGCCGGGCUUCUGAUUCUGCGGUUCCUGGCCGGCGUAUUCGGGUCGCCGCCGGUGAGUGUCUUUGGAGGCGUGAUUGCGGACUUGUACAAGGGGGAGGUGAUCAGGGGUAGGGUGAUGAUGUACUGGUCAGCAACAACCUUCGUGGGACCGCUCGGAGCACCGAUCAUAGCCGGAUUUGCUAGCGAGAAGCUCGGCUGGCGGGCCGUCUUCUGGAUCUCGCUAUCUCUUCCGGUGGCGUCGCUGCUUUCCGUAGUCCUCAUGCCCGAGACGCUUGCGUCGACGAUCCUGAGGAAGAGGGCGGCGAGGUUGAAUAAGGAGUACGCAAACACGGGCAGGCGGUUCGUGGCUCCGGCGGAUCUCAAGCGGGAGAGCGCGUGGAUUGCAUAUAGAACGACGCUCGCCAGACCGUGGCAGCUGCUCUUCGGGGAGAUGGUGGUCUCUCUGUCCUGCAUCUAUCUGGGCUUCAUAUACGCCGUGUUCUACAUGCUGGUCCAAAUCUUCCCUGCCGUCUUCCAAGGCCUGUACGGCUUCUCCCCGGGCAUGUCUGGCAUUCUCUUCACGAUAAUGGGACUCGGCACCGCCAUCGGCAGCAUCAUCCUGCUGUGGUACGACGGGGUGGCCGUGCGUCUCGGCGCCCGACAUCCCAGCAAGAGAGAGGAGUAUCUCCGUCUCCCGCUAGCCUGCGCCGGCGGACCAAUCUUCGUCAUGUCCAUGCUGUGGCUCGGCUGGUCGGCACGGGCCGACAUCCACUGGCUGGUACCGCUGGCAUCCGUGGUGCCGUACGGGGUGGCAUACCACUUGAUCUACGUGGCCAUUGUCAAUUACGUCGCCGACGCAUACGGCAUCUACUCUGCCUCGGCGCUCGCGGCCAUGAGCAUGACGCGGAGCGUGGCGGGCACGCUGCUCCCGCUGGCAAUCGAGGACAUGCUCGCGGCGCUGGGGAUCGGUUGGUCAUGUACGCUGCUGGCCGGCACCAGCGCCCUGCUGGCGCUGGUGCCGUUUGGCUUCAUCGCCUACGGGGAGAGGAUCCGCGCCGCGAGCCGGUUCAGCACGACGCUCAAGCUCGAGGCAGGUCAGGACGGCAGCGACCUUGGCCGGGUGACAAGCUUGCCCGCGGUAUAA
This is a messenger RNA of Chaetomium strumarium, 1626 nucleotides long. RefSeq names its product major facilitator superfamily domain-containing protein. The record is from RefSeq and is a predicted model, not a curated record. Lineage: Eukaryota; Fungi; Ascomycota; Sordariomycetes; Sordariales; Chaetomiaceae. Gene Ontology annotation, cellular component: plasma membrane. The transcript is spliced from 9 exons. Gene Ontology annotation, molecular function: transmembrane transporter activity. The coding region runs from base 1 to 1626 and encodes 541 amino acids. Gene Ontology annotation, biological process: transmembrane transport.